UCGCAAAACAAAUCAGAGAGGGUUUAAGAAUUGAAAUUAACAUCAUGUCGUCCAUUGAAAAUGCUGCUGCUGUUGCUAAGAUUCAGGAAUCUCCGGCUCCGAACCCCGUGAACAUCGCUGACGCGGCGCCGAACGACGGCGCGACUGCGGCCCUCGGCGCGAGUGUGGUCCACGCGCCGCCGCCGCCGCCGCUGCCAGUUGUGCAGACUCCGCCUCCGAAUUCCUCGGAGCCGGUGGCUGUGCCGGUGUCUGUUUCGGUUGUUGUGCCGGUGGCUGUGCCGGGGUCGGUGAAUCAGCCGGAGAGCGUGGUGGUUCCUGCGCCGGCGGCUGUGCCGGUGUCGGUGUUUCAGCCGGGGAGUGUGGUGGUUCCUGCGCCGGCGGCUGUGCCGGUGUCGGUGUUUCAACCGGAGAGCGUGGUGGUUCCUGCGCCGGCGGUUGUGCCGGUGUCGGUGUUUCAGCCGGAGAGUGUGGUGGUUCAUGUGCCGGCUCAGAGGCCCACGGCGGCGGAGCUGGUGAGUCAGCCUGCUGCCGAGAGAAACGGUGUCGUUGCGAGGCGGAAGCGGGGAAGACCUAGGAAGUAUACACCGGUUAACGAUCAGGCGAUUGUCGCUGUUUCCCCUGUUCCCGCUGCGGCUGUUACCCCUGUUCCCGCUGCGGCUGUUACCCCUGUUCCCGCUACGGCUGUUACCCCUGUUCCCCCUACGGCGGAGCAAGCACAAACUGGCGGUGGUUCGAGUGCUGCUGAUGCCCAAGCUCGUUCAGGGAAACGAGGGCGAGGAAGGCCUGUUGGUUCUCGCAAUAAAGCUCCUUCGGCUUCUCGGAAUGUUAAUCCUGCUGUUUCAGGAUCAGCUGGAAUGGGAUUCACGCCACAUAUCAUCGUAGUGCAACCUGGAAUGGAUGUGUUGGCAAGAUUGGUGUCGUUUUCUCAAGUCCGCGCCCAAACUGUCUGCGUUCUUUCAGCCACUGGCUCUAUAGCCAGUGUAACACUUCAACAGUCCUCAGGCAGUGGAAUGGUUACUUAUGAGGGGCGCUUCGAGAUCUUGUCUCUUGUUGGUUCGUUUCUGGUUACGGAAUCUGGUAUUCACCAGGGACGGACAGGGGGGUUGAGUGUGUCACUAGCUGCACCCGACGGAAGUGUUUUAGGUGGUAGAGUGGCGGGGCUACUGAUUGCGGCGUCUCCUGUUCAGGUGAUUGUGGGAACUUUCAACGAAGCAAAUCAGCAAGCAAUGGGACCAGGGUCUAAUGGCAGCGCUCCCCCAAGGCAUGUUUCAUCAGUGGGAGGGAGCCCCCCAUCUCGUGCUACCAUGGGUGAAUCAUCUGGUGGCCCUGUAACCCCAUUCAACCCCAGCACUGGAGGUUACAACAAUGUCAACCAGCAGAACGUUUCAAAUGUAGGCUGGAAUUAGGAUGGUCACCAUGACAGAAAUGUAGGCAGGCUCAGCUGGUCCAGGAUUGUUUUAAGAGAGGAUAGUCAACAAACAGAAAUAGGUUAUUGAGUUGGUUUUUAUAUCGACCAUAUAUUGUAUGGUUAUAAAGUUUAGAAAUAUGUCUCUACGCCAUGAAUGGCUAGUAGAGCGAACAAUGUUUUUUCGGGAUGCUUGUUUCUUUUCCUGUCAUUUUGGCAGAAUGAAAAUUUGUUUUGGUUUUUAAGUUGA
Messenger RNA from Daucus carota subsp. sativus, 1655 nucleotides. RefSeq names its product AT-hook motif nuclear-localized protein 10. The record is from RefSeq and is a predicted model, not a curated record. Gene Ontology annotation, molecular function: minor groove of adenine-thymine-rich DNA binding. Bases 45 to 1406 code for a protein of 453 amino acids. The transcript is spliced from 6 exons. Lineage: Eukaryota; Viridiplantae; Streptophyta; Magnoliopsida; Apiales; Apiaceae.